Chaetomium strumarium is the source of this 833-nucleotide messenger RNA. RefSeq lists its product as uncharacterized. The coding region runs from base 198 to 671 and encodes 157 amino acids. The transcript has a single exon. NCBI's taxonomy places the organism in Eukaryota, Fungi, Ascomycota, Sordariomycetes, Sordariales, Chaetomiaceae. The record is from RefSeq and is a predicted model, not a curated record.
UGGCCACCGCUACCCAGCAUUUGGAAGCGGCGCAGAACUUGCAGGCGGGUUUUGAUCCCGCUAUGGGCGGGAGUUACGCUACCUUGGCAGAGGCCACCGCCACCCAGGACUUUCAAGCGGCUUUUGAUGCCGCUAUCGAAGGACUAGGGAAUGUGGGUGGUCAAUACAUGAGCCCACAGUAAGCCCGAAAAAGGCUGAUGCAGCACUUGCUGCGUCCCCUCUCGGCAUCAUGGGCGUUCUCAUGUUCUUUUUUUCCACUUUCAGUCAUGUAUCAUCUUCGUUCGGUGGUUGCUGUUGAGGCUCGUUCCACCAGAUUCGUUUUUGAAGGGAGGUUAAGGUUGUAUAAUAGUGCCGGGCCGGCCUCGGAUCCAACAUUCAUCGGCGUCGAAGGCCACGGUUGGUCAGGGUUGGUGAGACGGUGCGUUCGGGUCGGCAGUUUUCCCUGCCGGCCCUUUCAGCAUCCUUCCUCACCUUAUAUGUCUUCGGAACAAGGGAAGGCGGGGCACGACAAAAUGGCGUAUGGUGUGUUUCGGCCUUGUGCUUUUGGGUCGGCUUUGUUUUACGCUGCCUUUUCAAAGGGAUGGAUGACAGGAGGAAACCUGGAAAGGAGCAAGGACGGGCGUUGCGGAGGGAAUUCUUUGAGUGAAGAGGUCGACGGGGAAAUUCUUUGAGUGAGGAGGGUGGUUGAUCAGUAGGUAGUAGCCAUACUAGUACACGGAAAUAAUAGGCUACUGAUCCCCUAUGGAAUUAACCUGCCAUAGCACACCUUCACGAUGCAUGCCAUCUGUGAGCUCUGCAUAAUCCAUCACAAUGUGCUAAUAAGGGUCUUUAAC